This is a messenger RNA of Porites lobata, 1419 nucleotides long. Lineage: Eukaryota; Metazoa; Cnidaria; Anthozoa; Scleractinia; Poritidae. The record is from the annotation of a GenBank genome assembly.
AUGAAUUCCACAAAGAAGCAACUGGCCGAAAUGUUAACCGAGUUACAGUCCAGAAGCAGAGCUCAAGUUAUCCUGGAAUCGGUUUUUUUGACUUUGAUUUUGUCGUUUUUGUUAGCCGGAAACUCCAUGACUCUCCUAGUAAUGCUGCUAAACCGUCGGCGACGAACAAUUACUAAUAUGUUAGUGGCAUCACUCGCUGUUACCGACUUAUGUUUGGGAGUUUUCGCGUCAACCCCAUUAGGACCUGUUGUCCUGGUGACCUCCAAGUGGCCUUUUAAUGAUUGGAUCUGCCAAUUUGAGGGAUACAUUUGUAUCACGUUGGCAGCUGCCUCGAUUCACACAUUGGUCUUGAUGGCGGUUAACAGAUUUUUCAUAAUUGUCAAACCAUCGAAAUAUCGCCGUUACUUCACCAAGAAGAAAACCAUCAUCAUGAUUCUUAUGUCGUGGCUGUAUUCAAUGUGUGCUCCUCUACCAUAUUUCCUCAGCGGUAAAAAGAUGGUUUUUCAUCCAUCCAAGUUCUUCUGUUAUCUUAGAAUCGAUAGUGGUGCAUUCGGUGCAGCCUUUCUGGUUGCAGUUUAUGUAGGGAUUCCAUCUUGUAUUAUCUUUUAUUGUUACCUUAGAAUCUUCAAGACAAUUCGUAGUCACAAUAACAACUUACAUCUCCCUGACAACGGAAUUGACAGCGUGAACGUGGAAGAAAUUAAAGUGGCACGCACACUAUUUGUGAUAGUGGUGUGUUUUAACCUUUGCUGGGCUCCAGUUUUGUUAAUUGACAUCGUGGACACGAUUCUUGGGAGAUAUACUUUCCCUCGCGAGGCGUACGUAGCAUACACUUUUUUGGCCAAUAUCAGCAGUGCGUUGAAUCCCUUGAUAUACGGUGUGCUUAACAAGAACUUCCGUAACGAUUAUAUUAAGGUGUUAAGCUGCAGAUGCUGCUAUGCCCAAGCUGCUGUAGAACCAAAGGGGCUGUUAGGAAGUGCAAAUGUCUUGGAGAUAAAGCCAUUGCGCGUGCCUAAUCCUGGGAUGGAGAUGAAUUAAUAAUUUCUGUUGCAAGUAGAUGAAAUAUGAUAGUCCGGGUGAGUGGAGUCCUGAAUAGGACUGUUGUUGACAUUGACUAACCUUUCGACAACCUGUGCAGUAGUCAUCGUCAGAGUCAAAUGAAUUGUAUCACGCCUGUUGAUGGUAUUAAAUUCUGGUUAUUGACCUGGUUGGUCAACUAAGUCGAGGUCAUUGGUUGUCUGUCAGUUCAGCCGUGAUGUUAUUAGCUAUGAAGACUCUAAAUGGGAUUGGUGCGUUUUUUUUUCAGUCCCGGCGUUUGUUCUAAGUUGCUAUUCUACAACGACUGACAUUAGAAAGGCUAAUUUACUAACUCAAAACAAACGCUGCCGAAUUAAAGUCCAAGGACUACAAAGUGAAUGA